This is a messenger RNA of Stegodyphus dumicola, 4889 nucleotides long. RefSeq lists its product as uncharacterized. NCBI's taxonomy places the organism in Eukaryota, Metazoa, Arthropoda, Arachnida, Araneae, Eresidae. The record is from RefSeq and is a predicted model, not a curated record.
CUGUAAUCUUCUUCUCCCUCCUCCAGAACUGCUGUUUGAACUUGUUACUGGUAUGCCUGCUCUGCCGAAGGAAUGUGUGGAGAAAAAUGUGGAAAAAGAUACAUCAGAAGAACAAAAAGAUAAAAUAGAAAAACUUGAGAAAGAAAUUCGGAGAUUGCGAGGGGCUCUGAAGGAUGCUAUGAAAACUAAUUCAUCUCUUAGUAAUCAAUUACAGCAAUUAAAAAGGGAACAGUAUUCUAGAUCUUCUCGUAAUAAAGGCUUUAGUCGAACCCCUUCGGAUUCGACAGUAGAUGAUAUGCAUCGAAUGCAUUCUCCUAGUGGACCAUCUCCUCAAAUGGAAGAAUAUGCUGAUACUUUACGCCAAAUUCAGAGAGCUGCUACACAUCGUAGUGGAAAACGUGAGGAAAGGCGUAAUCGUAAUAAUGAAGGAAAUGGUGAAUGGAAUGACGGUUAUAUACGGAAUGGAAAUGGAUACCAGCAGCAUCAUCAUAGACAUCACCACCAUCAUCAUCAUCAAGCACAGAAGUCCCCACAACAGCGUCAGCAACAACCGAGACUUCCAAGGUUGCCUUUGCGUAAUCAGCAAAAUUAUUCACAUCAGCAGUAUGAAGUUCAGUAUCGUCAAAGAAGUUCUAAUACUCUACCAGCUUUAAAACAGCCCUUGGUUCCUGUUGUUGACCACAGAUUAGAUAAGCCUAGAAAAUCAAGGGGACCUAGACCAACCAAAAUUGCUGAUCAAGUUACUAAUGGAUAAAUAAAUUACAAUUUGUAUAUCUUAUUAAUGUUAUGAAAACAGUUAAAUGGCAGAUUACACAUCUAUGUAAUUUUCAUUCUGAUAAACUAAUCUGAAUGAGUUUCCUUCUAAGUACAUGUAUGAAACUUUUCACUAAUAAUUCUUUGAAACUAUUUCAUAUUGUAUAUCCAUGUGAUAUCAUUCAUUCCUUCUCUUAUUUCAUAAAGUACAUUAUUGUUCAUGCUAAGUAUUACUAAACUUGGCUGUUCUGCUACUUAAGUAAUAUGUCUUUUCUUUAAAGAACUGUAAAACAGUGUAAUAGGUAUAAUAAUGUAAUAGAACUUCACUGUGUAGUGUUUUGAUUUCAAGAAUAUAUUUUUGUGCAAAUUCAACUGUUGCUUUUUCCUGCAAAGCUAUUAUUUUGUAAAUUAUAGUAAGAUGUCUUGAGAACUGAACAGUAAGUUAUAAGCACAUUUUAGAAAAUAGAACUUCUUAAUUUUUAAAUUGUUAAGUAUCAUUUUAAUAGAUAGUCCAUAGUUCUUUCAAGUUAAGUCAUUAAAAUAGUAUUAAGUGUAUUUUUCUUUUUCAAACUUGCAUAUUUAUAAUAUAUGAAGAUGUAUCUUUUUCUUGCAUAUAUUUUAUUAUAUGCAUAUAAUUGUAGUCUGCCAUUUAAUAGUUCUGCAUAUUAUUGCUCAUGUUUUAAAUUUUGAAGAAUCUCAUUUCAGAAAUUUUAUUUUCAUUGUUAUCUUUAUAUUGUUGUAUUUGCUUGUGAUAUUUUUGAACUUUUAAUUAUUACUUGGUCUUAAUUAUUAUUGUUUUAGGUUAAGGAAUAUAUUUCACUCUUUCACAUUCUUUCCUUUUUUCUUCCAGUAAAAAAGGGGGAGAAUGGGCAUUUUGUGCAUUUCAUAAGAUGUUAAAGGAAUAUUUGAUUUUAAAAAUGUUAACAGAAGUAUUGUAUAGAGAGUCUUUAAAUGAUUUGAAUGUAAAUAUCUAAUCAAACAUUGCAAUUUCACGCUGCUGUCAAAGAACAAUAUUUCAGAUUUAAUUACCUUUUUGAUAAUGGAAUGUGUGUUUUAUAUGCAGUUUUCAGUUUCUUUACAAAAUGCAACGAAUCUCAUUUUUGCUUCACAUGUAAUUAUGAUAAUUAUUGUUAUUAGUAACAGUAGUAUUGUUACAAAUUAUGUAAUUCAUGAGGAUUCAAAUUUACAUUGGAUUGGUAAAUAAUUUCAAAUUCUAACAAAGCUGUAUGCCAUGAUCUUACUUUAAACAUUGUUUUAAAGCCAGUGUAUGAAAUGGUAUGUUUGACUACUUCAUAAAAUUUCAACAUUUGAAUUUGAAAUAAUUAUUAGUAUUAAAUCAUUUUUAUGUAAAAAUAAGUGAAGAAAAUAGUUUAAGGCAUAUUAACUUCAUGCCACUAUAGUAACAUUUCUGAAAUUUGAUAUUUCAGCUAUAAUUUUAAAAUGUUUCAAGAAUUUUGAAAGUUAAUAUUGAAAAUCUGAAGGAAAUUUAAGACUGAAAUUAACAAUAAAAAAAGAAUUAAUUUACUUAAUUUGAAGGUACAUCAAUCGUAAGUCCAGCAUAACUAGAUAUUGACAUUUAAAAUGUUUCUCUGUAUUGCAUUGAGUCUGUGCUAGCUACUAGUGUGUCAGUAACAGCUGUAUAUAAAUUUGGGAUGCAUUUGACCAAAGAAUGUGUUACCAUGCUAACUUUAAAUUUUAGUGAAUUUAAAUGAAAUUUAUAUUUCAUUGAUUAAACUUCAAGUUUUUGUAGCAGUAAUAAAGAAAAUAUAUGUAAACAACUUUUUGGAAAUAUCUUGUGUUGUAGAAGGUGUAUUGCUGUAUGAUUGGGCACAUUUUCAGCAAGCAGAUUUUCCUAGUCUGUUAAUUUUCAGCAUAAUUUUCUAUAGUUUAGAAUAUUUAUAUGUUUUGUAUAUGCGGUAGAUAAGCAAUCUUUGUAACUGUAUAACAACAACUGUUUCAGAUUUUAUUAUCUAAUUUAAAGAAAACAUUGGAAAAAUAACCUUUCAGAAGUGUUGAGUAUUGAACAAAUACAAAUGGCUGGAUGACCUGAAGCUACAUGAGCAUUUAUGUGACGAAUUUAAUGAGAUACAUCAUUGGAGGAAAUUACAUGCAUGGAAAAUUAAGAAAAUGAUAAAUAAUGGGAAAAUUUCGAUUAUUAGACUGUGAUCUAAAUUAUCAACUUAUAAGUUGUGUUUUAAUGAGCUUAAAAUUUUAACAUUAAUCGCUUUGAUGUGAUUGACAGAGAAAGUAUCAUAUGCUGAUAAACAGUGAACUUUAGAAAAAUCUCCAUUUGGAGAGGUGUAUUUCUCUCAUCUUUUUAACUUUUUCUCGUCAAAUGUGUAGUUAUUAAUUGUUUCUCACAGUUGUUACUCUUAAAUUAUAAAUUGAAUUUUUUUUAACAUAUUGCAUGGAAUCUGUUAUUUAAUUGCAUAAAAAAUUGGAAAGUUUAAAUUGUAUUAUUUAAGCUUUACAAAGAAAAUGCAGCAAAUACAAGUUUUUCUUUAUAUAAUGAUGCACAAAGAUAAAUUUAACAAAAUCGAACAAAUCUGAUUAUUUAAUGGGUUUCUGUAAAUGAACUUUUAAAUUCUACAGAAAUUCUUAUAAUUAAUGAAAACUUUUGAAGAGAGAUAAAAGCAGUUUGUAAAUGUUUGUUAACAGAUUUAUAUCGAUAAGUAUUUUAAAAGGAACUAAAGAAAAUGAAAUUUAAUGUGUUUUUGUUAUACAAAUUGUUUUUGCAUGAAAGCGAGUUUCCUUUCUCCAAAAAGAUCAGAAUUGUCCAGGAGCAUAUUUUUUAUCAUAGCUAUAAUGUUAAAAUACUAGUGAUAUUAAAUUGAUCCAAGCAUAAUUUAUGGAUAAUUUAUCAUCUUUUAAUAAGAAGUAGAGUAAUUGCACAAUAACUGAUGGAAAUGGCUGCUGUCAGAUUUCCCUUUGAACCUUUUAAAUUUAAUCAAACACUGCACAAGUAUGUAAUAGAAGAUUUAUCUAUUUUGAUUUUAUCUGAUGUUCCUGAAGUUUAAUCUUCAAUUGUAUUGUAAGAUAAUUAAUUGUCAAUCUUAAUUGUAUGUUUAAAAAGCGUGUAUGUUUAAAUUUGAUUUUAGAGUUUUGCAUCUGAAAAAAAAAAAAAGAAAGAAAGAAAAGGAAUAUUAUAAUGAAGUAUGCAUAAUGUAUAAAACCAAGAAGGAAAGUAUGAUGAUACUUAGACUACAUGUACUCUCUGUUAAGUCAGCAAUUCUGCCAACAGUUUCUUAUAUGUAAUAUUUACAAAGUACAUUUUUAGACUUGAAAUAGCCUAUUAAAAAAUAACAAAAUUUCAAUUAAAAAAAUUAUAGUUCAAAAUUCACUGAAAUCAUUAUUUUAUAGUAAAGUAUACAGUGAUUAAGAAGAUUUUUGAUUUUAAAACUCUGUUCUAGUGAAAUGCAGGGAAAUUUUCAGUUGCCAACAUUCCAGCACUAUUGCAAAGUUUCAAAUUGAUAAGUUUUAUGUUUUUUCAUCUUAUCAUCAGGACUAAUCAUAUAUGGUUGUAAUAAUCAUUUUGUGUUGUGAAAAAUAAUUUUAUUUUUGUUUCAAAAAUAUUUGUGUGUGUGUUUAAUCUGCAGUUGUUUUAUACUAAUUCACAUCUGAUUAAUGCUUUAUGUGAGUUUUGCUUAUUUUGAUUGUAUAGAUCAAGAACUUACUUUGUACAAGUAUUUAUUUAUAUUUUAUUUCUUUAUAUAUUUUAUAUACCUAGUCAUGUUUCUAAACAUAACUACAGUUUCUAUAAAAAAUAGUAUUAGUAUGAGUAAAUGCACAAAUUAAUUUCUCAUAUCUAAUAUGAUAAAUUCUUUGUAUUGUCUUUAUGGCUGAAGAAUAUAUAUAUCACAAGCUUCUGUUCUGUUUUCCUUGCCGUACUUCAUGACUAAUGAAAUGCUGUAUUCUUUGGCCUUUUCAUGAAACUUAAGUAUUUAAACUAUAAUUUACUUAAAUAUUUAUGAUGGCUUUUUCCAUCAUAUUUAAACAAACAUUCUCAAUGUGGAGGGAGAGGAAGUAUGGUUUCAUGGAGAAUUCUUCAACUUCAGAUUGAUAGACUCAAUAUGUCAUGAAAAGACCUUUUGCAUAUCUGUAUUUAUAAUUAGUAAAUAUAAAAAAUAAGAGAAUUA